Molecule: messenger RNA, 908 nt
Organism: Gossypium raimondii (Peruvian cotton)
Lineage: Eukaryota; Viridiplantae; Streptophyta; Magnoliopsida; Malvales; Malvaceae
Exons: 3
Coding region: 143-781 (212 amino acids)
Source: RefSeq, a predicted model, not a curated record
UUCUGUGUCUCAUCACCACCACUUUCCCCUCUUAUUUCUAUCUUCUCUGUUUUCUCUUUUCCUCUUUCUCUCUGUAAGGGUUUCUUUUCUUUUUGUUCCUUUUUCUUAAAAUACAAUAAUUAUAACAACAACAAAAAAAGUCAUGUCGAAGAAGAGGAAAUCCGAUGCUACGCGCCUGGACGAGGUGAGUCGGAGCAUGUACACUGCCUUCUGCAGCGCCGCUAAUUCUCUUUCUCAGCUUUAUUCCCACUCCAUGAACCACCAGAGCCUCUCUUUCCAGGCUGGCGAACGUUACGCCUUGGAGAAACUUUUUGAGUGGAUUUUGAGGCAGCAAGAAGAAGGAUUGAAAGUGAUGACAACUGAUAUUGUUGCUUAUUUGCAGAAUGAGCUUGAAUAUGGAGCAGAGGAUUUCCCAAUGUCCCCCAGACAGCCAUUUCAGCAGCAGCAGCACCCUCGGCCUGCAACACACCAGAACAACUUAGGUUCUCCUUUUUCUUCUAAUCCAAUUUCAGCAGGCACAAUUGCGCAAGGAGUUCGUUCUGCGGAUUACCAGGCAAAGAACUCCGUAUUUUCAAAUGCACUCUCCAGCCCUGUUCGUCAGAGCCUUCAGCACUACCACUCAGUCCCGGGUGCAAAUAACAUCAGCUCCUCUACCAAUGAACCUCGAAAUAAUGAAACAUACCACACUAACCUACAAAACAGAGAAACUGAUUCCCCAAGCACUAACGAUUGCAUGGACAUGCAUGCUGAUGAUAGUCCACACCAAGAUUUUCCUUUCUGAAAUUUCUAUGGUCAUUCAUUUGCUGCUUUCUUCUUUUUUUCUUGUAAAAUAUCUUGAAAGGCUAGGAAUCUGAAAAGUAUCUUGAAAUGUAUUGCAAGUUCAAUGUUAAUGUGCUAUUGUCAUAUAA